Messenger RNA from Hypomesus transpacificus, 2232 nucleotides. RefSeq names its product complement factor I (gene cfi). Gene Ontology annotation, cellular component: membrane. The record is from RefSeq and is a predicted model, not a curated record. The transcript has 15 exons. Bases 337 to 2184 code for a protein of 615 amino acids. Gene Ontology annotation, molecular function: protein binding; serine-type endopeptidase activity. Gene Ontology annotation, biological process: proteolysis. NCBI's taxonomy places the organism in Eukaryota, Metazoa, Chordata, Actinopteri, Osmeriformes, Osmeridae.
AAGAGAGCAGAAAGAGCAGAGAAAAAGGGGGAGAAGAGAGAGGUGAGAGCAGAGAGCAGAGAGAGCAGUGUGUAACUGGUGGUCCAGCAGAGAGAACAGUGUGUAACUGGUGGUCCAGCAGAGAGAACAGUGUGUAACUGGUGGUCCAGCAGAGAGAGAGAGUAGUGUGUAACUGGUGGUCCAGCAGAGAGAACAGUGUGUAACUGGUGGUCCAGCAGAGAGAACAGUGUGUAACUGGUGGUCCAGCAGAGAGAACAGUGUGUAACUGGUGGUCCAGCAGAGAGAACAGUGUGUAACUGGUGGUCCAGCAGAGAGGACGUAUUGCGAGGAGACAUCAUGAGGUCGUCAUGGAUACAUGAGACACUUGUGCUGAUACUGGCUCUCCUGCUCACACACACCGCCUCGCCUGCCACCCAGGAGCAGAGCAGGGUCCCGAACCUUCCCCCACGGGAGGUUCCCACCCAGGUCCCCACCCAGGCCCCCACCCAGGCCUCCCUGCCCCGCCAGGACAGCGUGGUGGGCCCCCCCCUGUGCCUGGGCAGGAACCUGACCCGACACACCUGCAGCCACACCCUCUGCCCACCAUGGGAACGCUGCCUGAGGGGCAUGUGUGUGUGUAAGAUACCGUACCAGUGUCCAUCGGAGGGGCAGGCGUUUGUGUGUGGUCUGAACGGGAGGCGCUAUGCCUCUUACUGCCAGGUGAUGGCAGUCUCCUGUACCAGCAAGAAGCCCUUCAUGUCCCACUUUGGAAAGAAGUGUACCGAGAGCCAGGUGUUCAGCUCGUCCCUGGGCCAGCAGGGCCUGGUGGGACUGGACCUUCCUGGCUCUGGAGCCCUGCUGGUGUGUGAGGAAGGCUGGAACACAGCUGCUGCCAACGUCAUCUGUAGAGACCAGGGGGGGGACCAGCUGGGUGCUCAUCUUGCAGGGUCUGAGAGUUAUGACUCCGUCUCCAUGGACGACAAGCCGGACCAGUGCCUCAGGGUGCGUUGCCAGGGUUACGAGAACUCCCUCGCCGAGUGUUCCUUCUCCGGCCUGAAGACUGUCGGCCCCAGGGACAAGGUUGCCACGGCGACCUGCUACAGUCAGACGAAAGAGGAGGCGUGUGCAGGGUUCCUCUGUGUGAACAGGAAGUGUGUUGAGACAGAAAGGACGUGUGACGGGGUGGACGACUGUGGAGACCUCAGCGAUGAGAUGUGCUGCCAACAGUGCAGAGGCGAUGCGUUCCGCUGCCCGUCAGGUGUGUGUGUGUCCAGGGAGGCAGUGGCAGACGGCGUGCAGGACUGUCUGGACGGAGCGGACGAGUCCCAUCAGGACACCAGCGUCGUUGAAAAAAAGUUCAUAUCUCCCAGGAAGGAAAUCCAGAUUGCGAAGCGGACCUUGAUGACCCUGCAGUGCGGCCGGCCCAACCUCACGAUGGUGACCCAGGAGGAGGACUCCAGGACCAGACACAAACGGGUCGUGGGAGGAGUCCCAGCCAAGCCAACCCAAAUCCAGUGGCAGGUGGCCAUCCAGGACAAUGGCAAAGAGGACUGUGGAGGAGCAUACCUGGGAGGGUGCUGGGUCCUCACUGCUGCUCACUGUGUCAGGCCUAGACCCAAUAACUUCAUGGUGAAAUUCUCUGUGUGGAAGAAGAGAUCCCCUCAGGGAACCACAGACAUCGUCCCUGUCAAGGAGAUCCACAUCCACUACAAGUUUGACUCUGGGACCUAUGAGAACGACAUAGCGCUGAUAGAGCUGAAGAAGCUUCCGUUUGAGGAGAGGUGUCUGGACGAGAACCCUGCGGUGAGCGCUGUGUGUGUCCCCUGGACCCAGCAGCUGUUCCAGCCAAACCACACCUGCAGCAUCUCUGGCUGGGGCCGAGACAAAGAGGGAAACUCAGCUAAUGAGCUGCUGUGGGCUAAUGUGUCCCUGAUUCCUGACUGUGAGAAAUACUACAAGGAUCGCUUCAAACCUGGGAUGAUGUGUGCAGGGGACCUGGAUGGGAACGUGGACUCCUGUCAGGGGGACUCCGGGGGCCCCCUGGUGUGUGAGGACCCUCUGGGAGUGUCCUACCUGUGGGGCAUCGUCUCCUGGGGGGAGAAGUGUGGAGCAGUCGGCUACCCUGGGGUCUACACAGAGGUGGCUCAUUACUUUGAGUGGAUAAGAGGGAUCACUGGCUGGGAUGCCAUCACCAGACACCUCUAGAGGAGGGGGGAGGAGCCAUGAGGGGGAGGAGCCAUGAGGGGGAGGAGC